AUGGUGGAAAACCUUUAUCAAAAUACUGUCUUAGGAAAGGUUGCAAUAAGAAUUUUAAGUGUGCCCUCAACAUCUGCCUCAGUGGAUAGAUCCGUCUCCACGUUCUCAUUUGUACAUGAUAAGAAGCGACAUAAACUUAAGACUAACAGAGCAGGAAGACUAUGCUACAUUGCCCAUAACUGGAAAGUUAUGCACAGAAGAAAGGCACCAGGUAUCAAUGAGUCAACCAAAAUCACAACGGGUAAUAAUACUGAGACAACGUCACAACAACAGCAAGCAAAAAUACAAAGUCUCCAGUCAUCGCCAAGAACCUUAGAAUACGCUAGUAUAAUGCGAACUGUUGACAAUGAUAACACUUCUACUACAUCGCCUUCAUCAUGCUCCUAUACAUCAGGGUCGGAAUCGAAAGCAGGAUCUGAGAUUUAGUUUCCCGGUUCAAGAUCACCAUGCACGAGCACGAAUUACACGUUAUCUCAUAAUCCCAUAAUUUUAAGGUUUAAGAUAAGUUUUGUAAUAAUGAGAGGAGCUCGUUUUUAGUUUAAUAUUUUAUUUUUGUUGAUUUGUAUCUUAU
Messenger RNA from Acanthoscelides obtectus, 571 nucleotides. The record is from the annotation of a GenBank genome assembly. NCBI's taxonomy places the organism in Eukaryota, Metazoa, Arthropoda, Insecta, Coleoptera, Chrysomelidae.